Molecule: messenger RNA, 1163 nt
Organism: Oryza brachyantha (malo sina)
Lineage: Eukaryota; Viridiplantae; Streptophyta; Magnoliopsida; Poales; Poaceae
Exons: 4
Coding region: 175-1032 (285 amino acids)
Cellular component (GO): mitochondrion; nucleoplasm
Molecular function (GO): cadherin binding
Source: RefSeq, a predicted model, not a curated record
CUCCCGGCCUCCGUCGCCAUUGCCGCCUCCUCCCUCCCGCCCCGAAACCUCUCGUCGGCGUCCAAUCCGCCGCCGAUCCUCCGGUGUCCUCGGUCAGAUCCGCGGGAUCUGGGGGUUCCGUAGAGGGCGUCGCGGGAGGGGCGGGGCUGUAGGCGUAGCCUUCCUUCCGGUCGGAUGCCGCGCGACCUGUCGCGGUCGCGCUCCCCGCCGCCGCCGCGCCGGCGCCGGCGCUCGCCGUCUCCGCGGUACCACCGCGGGCGUAGGCCCCGCAGGGACCGCAGCCCCAGCCGCAGCAGCAGGUCCCCGUAUCGCUCCUCCUAUAGAAGGAAGAGCCCUUCAUCUUCCCCAAGACGUCGCAUUAGUCGUUCUCCAUCUCCCAGGAGAUACAAAAGUCGGUCUCCAUCCCAAAGACACUACAGAAGAAAGAGGAGUCGGAGUGUCACUAGCUCUCCAGUUACCAAAUCUCAAAGUCCUCAUGUUGGGCGUGGGCCAGCAGAGAAUAAGAAUCCCGUUGAUAAGCAAAGGCUAGAAGAAGAAAAGAAAAGGCGUCAAAAAGAAGUUGAGCUAAGACUAUUAGAGGAGGAAACUGCAAAAAGAGUUGAGCAAGCUAUUAGGAAACAAGUUGAGGAGAGUUUGAAUUCUGAGGAAAUCAAACAGGAAAUACAAAGACGGAUUGAGGUAGGGCGAAAGAGGAUACAUGAGGAGGUAUUAGUCCAAAUUGAGAAAGAAAAGGAAGCAGCCCUGGUUGAAGCUAAGCACAAAGCGGAACGCGAAAGGAAAGAGCGAGAAGAACUAGAGAAAAAGCUCGAGGAAGAGCGGAAGAAAGCUGAGGAAGCUCAGAUGAAGGAAGCAAUGAAGCAGCAGCAGAAAGAGCUAGAACGGUACCAGGAGCUAGAGAGGCUCCAGAAAGAGAGGGAGGAAGCCAUGAAGCGGAAGCAGAUGGAGGAAGAGCAGCAGAAGCAGAACCAGAUGAAGCUGCUGGGCAAGAACAAAUCGCGCCCAAAGCUGUCGUUUGCGCUUGGAAUGAAGUAGAAUCGGUUUGCCUGGAGAAAUUUAGUGUCUUAGUCGAUGUGUAUUUUGUAUCAGCCUAUCUCUGUCUGAAACAUCUCUUGCUGGUAAAUCGUGCAAACAGAUUUCAUUGUGGUAAGAAGGAAGUUCUCAAA